Molecule: messenger RNA, 9847 nt
Organism: Epinephelus moara (kelp grouper)
Lineage: Eukaryota; Metazoa; Chordata; Actinopteri; Perciformes; Serranidae
Gene: ahr2
Product: aryl hydrocarbon receptor 2
Exons: 11
Coding region: 404-3493 (1029 amino acids)
Biological process (GO): regulation of transcription by RNA polymerase II
Cellular component (GO): aryl hydrocarbon receptor complex; nucleus
Molecular function (GO): protein dimerization activity; transcription cis-regulatory region binding; nuclear receptor activity
Source: RefSeq, a predicted model, not a curated record
UCUGUCAAAUCACAACGGGAGUGACGCGCAGGCGGAGCACUUACAUAAAAACCCUCCGAGGACUUUUUUUAACGCGUAAAAGCCACGGUGUUUUCGGUAAAUCGGUGUGGAAGUACGCAAACGUCAGAAUUAUGAAAAGCUGCGAUAGUUAGCCAGCGUCUCGCGGGCGUUUGGAGCACGUAACGUACACAAAGUAAGUUUUUCUCCCAGCUGAGAGGCGCACGAGACGCGACCGAGGACUAACGUUAAAGGGAUUUUACCGUCUCGGCUUUCUGUCGUUGUUUUUAUUGUUUGUUUGUUUACACCGAGGGAUGUGAGUCUGCCUGUUUGGAGCUGUUUUUAUUGACACAAACAACAAGGAUAACGCCACUUGUGUUUGAACCCCGCUCUGUUUGAAGUCACCAUGCUGACGAACACGGCGCUUUACGCGGUGAAGAAACGGAAGAAGCCGGUUCAGAAAAUACCCAAACCACCACCCCCAGAUGGCGCCAAGUCCAACCCGUCCAAGCGCCACCGCGACCGGCUCAACGGCGAGCUGGACAAGCUCACCAGCCUGCUGCCCUUCACCGAGGAGGUCAGGGCACGGCUGGACAAGCUGUCCGUGCUGCGCCUCAGUGUCGGGUACCUGAAGGUCAAGAGCUUCUUCAACGCCACCAUGAAGAAAGGCCAGAAUGGCACCAGCUGGACCAGCGAGCGGAGCCUCAUGUUUGGGGUAAACGCCCAGAGCAUGCCGACUCCGUCCUCCACAGCCUCCAUCUCUCACCAGGUGACCUCCAUCGAUGGAGUCAGCUUCACUGAGGGAGACCUGCUGCUUCAGGCUCUGAACGGCUUUGUGUUGGUGGUGACGGCUGAAGGCUACGUCUUCUACACAUCCCCAACCAUCCAGGACUUCCUCGGCUUCCACCAGUCCGAUGUCGUCCAUCAGAGCGUCUUUGAGUUGAUCCACACAGACGACCGAGCGCUCUUCAGACGGCAGCUUCACUUCGCCCUCAACCCAAAUAACAGCCAGCCAGACAGCACCGCAGCGAGCCCCAGCGAGCAGAGCUCCACGGAGAUCAGCACCAACGUGAUGGCGUACGACCCGCAGGCCAUCCCUCCAGAGAACUCCUCCUUCCUGGAGAGGAACUUCUGCUGCCGUUUCCGCUGCCUGCUCGACAACUCCUCCGGCUUCCUGGCCCUGAACUUCCGCGGCCGGCUGAAGUUCAUCCACGGUCAGAACCGGGUGUCUGAGGACGGGACGUUGGUUCCCCCGCAGCUCGCUCUGUUCUCCAUCGCCACGCCCAUGCAGCCGCCGUCCAUCCUGGAGAUCCGCACCAAGACGCUCAUCUUCCAGUCCAAACACAAGCUGGACUUCACGCCCAUGGGCAUUGACGCCAGAGGGAAGGUGGUUCUGGGUUACGACGAAGUGGAGCUCUGUAUGAAAGGGUCGGGCUACUACUUCAUCCACGCUGCAGACAUGAUGUACUGCGCUGACAACCACAUGAGAAUGAUAAAAACCGGAGAGAGCGGCUUCAACGUCUUCAGGCUUCUGGCCAAAACUGGGACAUGGGUCUGGGUCCAGGCCAACGCCAGGUUGGUCUUCAAAGCAGGGAAACCAGACUUCAUCGUGGCCCGGCAAAGAGCUUUGACAAAUGAAGAAGGGGAAGAGCAGCUGCGUCUCCGAAGGCUGCAGUUGCCGUUCAACUUUACCAGCGGAGAGGCGUUACUUUACGAUGUCACUCCGACUGUCGAGGUCCCCGACCCAUGCUCCGCCCCCAAGCAGAGGAAGUUAGACAGCUACUCCGUCAGCCCCAGCUCCAUACUGGGCAGCAUGCUGAGUCAGGACCAGUCUAUCUACUGCGAACACAACACCAACACCCUCAGCUCCGUCAGCGAUAUCGCCUUCCAGGACACCCACGCUACAGUCAGCGUCCCUGGAGAUGUGUGGCAGCUCACUUCGCCCAGACCUGUCGUGGGAAGCCUGGUGAAGUCCGAGGCCUCAGUUCAGGACAUGAUGGAGACCCUUCAGCAGAUCCUCGGGGACAACGACCUUGCAGACGCCCUGGACGUGGGGCCCGACGAGCUCAAGAGCUGGGAGAGCACCCUGCUGAAGAUGAGCAACAACAGCUGUGAGAUGAGCGAAGACCUGGACAUUCUCAGCAACGACAUCCUGUCGUACGUGGAGGAGCAGCUCCAGAGGGAGAGCACACUCAAGCUGCCAGAUCAGCUGGAUGACAUACCGACCUGCCUCUCCACUUUGGAGCUCCAGAACCAGAAUCCAGAGCAGGGCGUGGAGCAGAACUUCAGCUGGCCUGUGGAGCCCCAGAACCAGCUGAUAACAAACGGAGGGCAGAUGGUAGCCGCACAGCCGACUCCGGCCCUGGGGAUGAUGAAACUGACCCACAUGGAUCUCCCUCAGAUGAGUUCUGGUUUAAACGGUCCAACCCUUCAGCAGAUCGCCUCACAGCUCCCCGCUUCUGUUGGACUUCAAAUGGGAACCACAGGCAACAUUGGCGCUCCAGUUACCUUCAACCCUCCCAUGGUGGCCCAAACACAGAACCAAGUGAGGAACAUGCAAGCCGCUGCUAAGGACAACAACCUCGGAGCGUUUACGCUCAGGCAAAGUUCAAUCAAUCAGAUCCACCCUAACCAAAUGGCUCAACCAAUGCAGAACCACCUUCAGAUGCGGACACCCAACCUACCAGUCGGCCUCCAGGACCAAAGCGCAAAGAGACAGUUAAAUCCUGUGUUCAACUUUCAGGGAAACCAGUGGAACUCGUCUGUCCCCAACUCAAACCAAGCCGACAACUUUGUAGAAACAUACACCCAAAAUAUUUCAAACGAACCGGCUUUUACCGCAGAUCCCUCCUCGUCCAGCUGCUUACAGGGCCACUUUGCACUUCAGACACAGAACAAUGAGAAUCAGAGACAGUCUUGGCCGCUGGAGCAGCAGCUGAUCACAGGCGGACACCAACAAAUGGGCGCCUGCCUCAACCAAAUGUCAGGGUUUCAACAGAAUACUCUCCCUGGAGUUGUCACGGCCCAGAACGCCGUCAACGGCAGGCCCAUAUUCAGGACUCAAGAGACUCCUGAUGUACCAUUUCCUGUUCAGCCAGUGCUGGAGCCGCCGACUCUUGCACAACCUAGCAGUUGUAUGUUCAGUAAUGCCCCCACCUCUGUGCCUGUAAACGGAGUGCACCUCAGUCAGCCGCCCCCCUGCCAGAGACUGAACCCCGCCGGCAGCCAGAUUCCCUCCAAGCCUUCCUGCUUCUAUCAGGGUCUCCCCGGAGGUGGAGCUGUGCCGGGGAUGACGGCUAUCCCCAACCCUGAUGAGGCGCCGCCGUCCUGCCAGAUGACAGCCGGUCUCGACCCGAACGGCCUGCUGGUGCAACAACAGCCGUACCUAAACUUCAGUGAACAGACACAGAUCAACAGCCGUCCGGUUGUUGGUAACGGAGGCUUCCCCUUCUCCUCGCUGCCCAAUGGGAACGCGUACUACUCAGAGAACAAAUAGGAAUCAGCUGCUGCAGCUUGUGGACGGCAGAGGAUCCCGACUCGGACUGAAGCGGCAGUUAAAAGGAAGCAAAAACACUCCUGUCUCUAAACAUGAGUGGAUCAGACUGAAGAACAGAAAUGUGCCCAGGAAGCACGAGGAGACACGACAGGACGCCUCCCCUUUCUUCUCGUUAGGAAACAGUGAUGAAAGCUUUAAGUGUUCAGGACGGCUGCUCUUUGAGGAGGAGGAGGAGUUUGUUUCCGCUGGUUGGAUUAUACCAAAAAAAAAAAAGAUUUGUUUUGUGCAAUCGUGAUCAAGUUGGAGGGAUUUAAACACAAGCACGUCUGGGGUUUUUUCUACCAUGUUGAUGGACGGAAGUUUGGCUGCAGCCUGUCUGGGUUGUCGCUCAUCAUCGGCCAGUCAAGCGGCUCCAUCCAGCUCUUUACUGGAGGUGAGGUCGUCAACCAAAUCAACCCCUCGUCCUCAUCCUCAAGCUUUUCUCUUGUAAAACUCACACACGCACGCUGCACGAGUCUCGCAACAGAGUCGAAGUUUUCAGGCAAUCGUAUGUUUGACACCUUUGAUAACCAGUCCGCACCUGAUCUUAUCAGAACAAAGUCCUUCCUCAGCGUCCUUAACGUCCCCUUUUAUUUGCUCGAUUUCGGACCUGACAGCUGCGGCGUUGCUCACGAUUUCAGCCUUCGACGCUCGUAGUUUACUUUUUAGAGCAUCAAAAUCUUCAGUUGGGGCAUUCUUCAGUUCUUGCCUUAUAAUUGACGAGAGGAUGUCGGACUUUGUUGCCUCCAGGUCCAUGUUUGUAACUGGGUAGCAGGUCGGGCGGGGCUACCUGGAGGACUCGGUGUGGAAGGAAAUCAUUUGGAAUUGAAGUCUUUCCAGGUAGUUUACACGGGAAAUAUUCAUUCCGAAUGAGAGUUUACACGGGAGAUCAGUUUAAUCACCUUUAUUGGGGUCUGCACAAGGUUUGGGGCAGGGAAAGUUUCUUAUUGGAUAGGGGGCGGGGCAGAUGCUUGACGCCACCAUUCUUAGUGCCUUUUUCGGGCUUGUUUUGCUUAUAUUCUUGAAGCAGCAGUACGACAACAACCUUGUUCUGCUAAUGCUUCGUCUGUUGAGGAGGAGAAGGGAGGUAGAAGGUCGAAGAAGGGAGAUAGAAGACCGUGCUGUGGCGAAUGGAAACCGGUGAGUGCAACGAGUCCGACUGCUCUAUCUCAGCCCGUUGCUAUGCGCGCUAUAUACGUCAUCGCGCCAGAAGGGCAAGGAAACGAGCAUGCGCAGAAAGACCGGAAUGAACUUAAAGAGGAAUGAGUGUAUACAAGUGCGAGAAAUUCUUUCAUUCGGAAUUAGAAACGGAAUAUUCCAGCCCCUUACAUCGGAUUGAAUUUUCAAUCGCAUUGGCCAUUUUCAUUCCGAAUUAGGUGUUUACAAGAUCACUUUUAAUAGGAAUGAACUUUCAUUCCGAAUGAAAUGGGAAUUAAACUGUCCAUGUAAACACACUCAGUGUCUGAGUUUUGAAAUUAUAGAUAAACAAAAUAUGAUUACGUGCAGUGGAUGCCAUUGCAGGAGCCCUGAGAAGCACGUCUUACCCCAUGUCUUGCUCAACAGUGCCCCCCAGAAAGGCAUCGUUUAAUAUAGACUAAAAUAGACUUUAUUGUGCAGUGUAACCUGCCUGUUUUAAGACAAGAGAAAAGCCCUACAGGAUGAGGACGGAGUGGGUGGGUUGGUUUCCCUCCUCACCUCCGACGAAGAGCCCCGAGCAUUCACGCCUGUCUCCACACAGCGGCUGACACCUGAAUGUCUGAACUGAACGAAAGCUAAAGAAAGAGGACACCCUGUCAAUCCUCUGCCGUCUCCGACUCUCCCCAACAACCUGCGCUCAGAAGGAUAAAAUAUAUCUUUGUUUUUAUUUUUUGUUGCUGUUUUUGUCCUUUUGAAAAACGUGCAUUUCAACUCUUCACUGUCCCGGCGAGGGAGAUUUGCUUUGCAGACAGGGUAUUAAUAAAAAAGAAAACGCACAACGAAAUCACGACAUCAUCCUACUAACAAACCAUCUUUUUUAAAGAUUUAAAGACGAUUGAGUGAACACAGCUGCUUCUUUAGUGCGUCUCUUGUGUAUUUUAAAAGCAUUCAGUCAGAGCUUUUAUCACUGAGCCAGUUCGUCCUUUUUCUUUUCUUGUAGUUUCUUUUCCUGUUGUAGGGAGAAAGAAAAAUACAGACAGUGCCUUAACGUGACAGCAGGCUCAGUCUGUUGAGAUUUUAAAACAUUUCCAACGAGAAUAUUUGCAAAACCAAACUCGCCCUUGCCUUAGUUGCCAACUUUUGAGAUUUUUUUUUUUUGCACUGCAAGUGUUUGCCAAAGCGUUGUGAAGAGAAAAUAACUCUAAGCUUUAUAACAAAAAGAUUUUAUAAGCAGGAGAAGAAAAUUUUUAGUGCUGGAUCCUCUAGAUUUUAAAGAUAUUGGAUGAUAAACUCAUUAUUGUGUCUUAUUUGAAUAAUUAUAAUAAUAAUUCUACAUUUUAAUGACCCAGACUGAGAGUCUCAGUGCCUUAAAGUUGUCUUUUUAAAAAUGUUUUUUUAGAUUCAAACCCCCGAAAAUUCCAAACCAGGAUGUUAAUCUGAGAGUAGAUCCUUUGUCCAUAUCUCCGUCCUCCUCCUCUUUCCUCUUCCUGUCUUUGUGGUUAAUUUAUCGACGUUCUUGCUCGGACUGGGAGCAUCGGUCGACGAGUCGCCCCGGCAGCAAAAACACAGAAGUAAAACGAUUAAAGGCAGCUAUUGUAUAUUUUAAAUGAGGGAAAAAAUUGAAAAAAAAAAAAAAAGAUGAACACUUCACAUGUGCCUUUUAAUUGUCUUCUUUGAUUGUCUGUUUAUUUUAAAAAACAAUUCAGCACUUAGAUUGAAAUGAAACGCCGUGAGAAAGCCUCAAACUGCAAGACAGGUGCGUCGCUUCAUCCAGUACUGAGCCACGAGAUCUGACUUUUGUCUGAGCGAGUGUUGUGGCACGAGUUCUCAGCACUUUUGUACUUUUUAAAAAUAUAAUUCUCCGAGAAUCAGUAGGUUUCAGAUGAUUUUAGAAGCUAAAAUAAAAGUAGUGACUGCAGACUUGAAUAUGUGACGUAAAAACCAAAAGAGAAAAUCAGUGAAGCCGUCUGUGAUGCUGUAUGUGCUCCAGGAUACCAAAGGGAAAAGACACAACACAGAUCCACACAAAAUAAUUUCCACACUCAAACAGCAGGAAACACAUCAGACAGAUUGAAGCUGUGCUUUCAGAACAUUCACACGUUAGAAAUGUGCUGCGUUCAUGUCACAAGUUUCCAACUUGUGAACAGCGUUCACACCAACACCCAAACUGAGAUAUACAGAGUCUGUUGAAAGCUGCUGAAUGUCCAACUUUGUGCUCGAUAAUGCAUCAAAAGACGAACAAAUAUGGACGCCAGUGCCUGUUGUUCAAAGCGAGACACCCCAGGUGAAAGCAUAACCAUAACAUGUUUUUGUUCAGAUUUCUGUUGUGGAAAUUAAUAAAAAAAAGCCCUUAUUUAAUUAAAUAAAGCCAAAUUUUCACAUUUAAUUUACAUUUUAGAAAGCUUGUAAUAUAUAAAAAAAUAAUCGUGGUGUAAGUAAUCAGCUGAAGAAAUUUCACGGUAAUAUCUAUGAAAAAUUUUACCCCAAAUGUUGGUAUAAAAAUGUAUGAAACUUUACAAAACAUAUAUUUAAAUGGCGUUUUCUCAAAAACAUUCUUUUCUAAAGCUCUUUGCUAAACUGCAGUAGCACUUAAAUAUGCCAAAUUUACAUAUUUAAACAUAAAAUCUCUGAAAACUUGUAAUAUACAAAAAGAAUUGUCUUAGUGUAAGUAAUCAGCUGAAGACAUUUAAUGAUAACAUCUAUUCAAAGUUUUACCCCAAAGUUUGGUCUAAAAAUGUAUGAAACUUUACAAAACAUAUAUUUAAAGGGCGUUUUCUUAAACUCGAAGCCAAAUUUUUUUACUUCAGUAGCACUUAAGCUCACCAGAUUUUCCAGUUUCAUUCCCAUCUAUAUUGUGAAGGUUUUUACAGAGGGGUUUGCUCAUGUGUCAUUCACAGCCUGAUUUAGAGACCUUAAUAUUCCUAAAAAUAUGGUGAAAAUGCAUUUUAAAUGGCUGUUGACAGUUUCUUCUGAAUUAUGGAUUAAUGAAAAGAGACGAUAUGUCAACGGAAUUUUUUUGUAUUUAAACACAAUUUUAGGAACUUGUGAUACAAAAAAAAGUGUUAAUGUUAGUAAUCAAGUGGGGAAGUUUCAUGGUGAUAUCUAUGAAAAGUUUUACCCCAAAUGUCGGUAUAAAAAUGUAUGAAACUUUACUUUAACAUGUAUUUAAAAGACGUUUUCUCAAAAACAUUUUUUUUCUCAAGCUCUUUGCUAAAUUUUUUUUUACUUCAGUAGCACUUAAAUAUGCCAUAUUUGCAUAUUUAAACAUAAAAUCUCAGAAAACUUAUACAAAUAUACAAAAAUAAUUGUCUUAGUGUAGGUAAUCGGCUGAAGGCAUUUAAUAGUGAUAUCUAUUCAAAACUCAAAGCCAAAAUUUUUUACUUCAGUAGCACUUAAGCUCACCAAAUUUUCCAGUUUCAUUCCCAUCUAUAUUCUGAAGGUUUUUACUGAGGGGUUUGUUCGUGUGUCGUUCACAGCCUGAUUUAGAGAAGUUUUUUAUUCCUACAAAUAUGGUAAAAAUGCAUUUUAAAUGGCUGUUGACAGUUUCUUCUGAAUUAUGUAUUGAUAAAAAGACACGAUAUGUCAACAUACAAUUUUCAUAUUUAGACAUAAGAUUCUAGAAACUUGAAAUACAAGAAUAAAAAAAAAAGUUUUAGUGUUAGUAAUUCACUGUUAGCUAAUUCUUUUACCCUUUUCACCCGGGAUGUCUCCUUAACAUAAUAAACCUAAAUUUGAUGGAUAUACUGUUGUAUAUUAUCAAUGCACAGUAUGUUGAAUCCUCACACAACCAAUCAGAAGACAGAUUAUUUUGGUUUGAGACAGGUGGUCACACAAAACAUUUAAGAGAAGUUGCAACAGGCAUUUUUCCACUAUGAAUUUGAUUUUUCAUACACCAACAAUAUAGGAAUGGGAGAAGUAAUGUACAAAACAGCAGCUUUUUCAAAUAUAAUUCGGUUAUAGAUUGUUUGAGUUGGAUUACGGUCCAUAUAGUCCAUGACGUUUGUGUUCUAGACUUGUUUUCUAGUCUUAAUCAUGACUUGGAAGUUGACAUGAACUCUAGUCACAAGUCAUAAACUGCCCCCGUGUCCCAAAUCCAUCCUACAUACACAGUUAUCACCACAGUACACAGUUUCACUAGUUACAGUGUACAAAAACUGUUUCAUAGUUUGGAUUUGGGACACACUAUGUGAUGUGAAUGCUUCCUUAGCAGCAAGUGAGAUGUUGAAAGGCAUUCUGGGUAAUGUAGUAAACCACUGACAGCAGAAGUAAAGGAGGCAGGUUGAGCUACAGUUUUUUACGAUUGCUUUGGCUAAAUUUUCUUGAAAUAAUGUGCAAAUUUUUUUAUUUUUUAGGCUCAAAAUAUCUUUAAAAACAUCUGUUGUAAAGCAAAUUUAACACUUUAUUUAAGCACAGAAUUUAAUUUGUAAAGAUAUGAGUUCAUUUUGGAUCUUUGCAUGUUACAUGUUUGUGAAAUUGAGCCACAGCAAAUGUAAAAAAAAUAAAAAAAUGUUAAUUGUAAUAAAGCACCUGAAAGCACCACAUUUGUUGUUGUGUUGUUUUAGAGGACAUUUUUGACAUGUUGGUGGUGCUUUCAGGUGCUACAACAAAAACCACAGAGUGUGUCUCCACAGCUGAUUCACCAAAAUGAAACCAAACCCUCAUCACAGAUGGACGGUAUCUUUUCAGAUUCAGUACAAAGUGAAGCGCUCGUUUCAGAGGCGUGUGACCUCUUUAAAACCCCGAGUGCUUUCAGUCCAAUCACAAAGUAUUCAUAUAAACAUAUAAAAUAUAUCUCGUUGCUUGCUUCUAGAUAAAAUAAAAACAUUUGUACUUGUUAUACUCUUCAAACCCCGGGAGGCCAAGGCUCCAGAUUGCAGUAUCUUUGUGUACCUGUAUAUAAAUAUAUAUAUUUGUCUUCUCCUUUUUUCAAUAUUGUCCCAUAUUGUGUAUUGUAAUGUCGUAUUGCCUUAACCCGACUCACGCCUUCGUCCUUUUUUUGUACAUUUUCUGCACAGCAUAUUCAUCAUGUUAACCCCUCGUUAUGAUGGUUUUUUUGUAACUUUUCAACGUAUGAUAUCUUGUGGAUUUGCCUUCAAUAUUUUGCCUCUAACAGUGUAUUGAGUGUUUGAGUCGAUCUUUUCAUGCUCACCAUAUUAAAGGUGAUGUGAUCACACAGGA